This is a messenger RNA of Gasterosteus aculeatus aculeatus (three-spined stickleback), 4336 nucleotides long. Lineage: Eukaryota; Metazoa; Chordata; Actinopteri; Perciformes; Gasterosteidae. The record is from RefSeq and is a predicted model, not a curated record.
GUUUAGUCCGGAGGCUCCUCUGUCUUGUGUUGUCUUCGUGUGGUCCGUGUACUCUUCCUCGGCCCGACGUCCUUCACCGGCCGGUCCCGCUCUCAGGGCCCGGGACACAGCCCGGGCAGCCGGGCUGAGCUCAGAGGAGGAACCGGUGUCUUGUCUUUGAUGCUAAUGCUAAUUAGCCUGCUGCGCUAACAAGGUUAGUUCAACUAGCUGCGUUAGUUUACAGCCGAAUAUUCAAGUGCCUUAAAUAUUUAAGUGACUUUGUUGAAGUCAUUUGAAGCUAAAUGUGUGGACGCGCAGAGGUUUAAGUGUAGCUUAAUGUUAAAGAAGCCUUUAAGUCCAGCGUCCUUACGGGGCUUCAAGCAGCUGCUCGGCUCCCUUAAAUCUGCAGCUUUUUGAAUGAAGUCUGGUUCACAUUGAGGACUCAUCCGGUCUCAAAACGAGGUAAAGAUAUACUUUUAAAAAACAUACUUAAUUGUGACUUCAUACAUCCAAGUGUUGGAACCUGAUCCAUAGGUGAACCGGGUUAUGAAGGUGUUGACUGGUCUACGGGGUCUACAGUUGAUUUAGACUCUAAUGAGGUUCUGAAUGCAGUCUAGUCUUCACAAAGCAUUUCAGUCCUCUUUAAAAUGGGUCCUCAGGCCACACCAGACCGGUCCACUACAGCGUGAACGCUGGUUAUCACAGAGCCGUAUUUGGUUCACUGGGGUCCAGAAGCAGGUGGACCCGGGUCAAAACCGCCAAAGGAGCUUUUUAAUGUAGUCUGAGAGAAAUUCCCCCGUCGGGUUUAAAUGUUCUCUGAUUCUGUUUCAAUGGGAUUAGUAUAAAGUUCUGGUUUGCAACCGGAAUCUUAAUGUGGUCUCUAGUUUGUUGGCUCUGUGCUGUUGUGGCCUAAUGGGUUCUGACUGUGGUCUGGCCUUGGUUCCAUAACGGUCUGCUGUAGUUUAGAACUGGUUUUAGAUUCAGCCCGACCCAGACUGGAUGCGGUCAGUCCAGGUCUAAGCGGGGGUUGUAGUCCCGGGCUCGGCCCGUGAUGGCGGAGCUCCACCAGACGCCCACCUCGCUGUGCUGCUGCCGUAAGCCCCUUUUGGCCUCCGGGCCCCGGUGCGAUGGGGACUCCCGGCCCUUGGCGGCUCCGGGACCCGGGACCCCACGGGGCCCCCUGGUGGAUGUGGCCUCGGCCUCUAACUUCCGCUCCUUCCGGCUGCGACACCUCCACCUCGAUCUGCGGCUCAACUUUGCCGUCAAGGAGAUGAGCGGAUGGCUGGUUCUGGACCUGGUCCCGGCCCAGAAGGGGGUCACCAGCCUGGUCCUGGACUCCCACCCCUCCCUCCUCAUCCACUCCAUAGACUGCAAGGACCCCGGAGCCGGACAAGAGGAGCCGAUCUCCCUCACCUACCGGGUGGACCCCUUCACGGACUACGGCUCCUCUCUGAACAUCAGCCUCCCCCCCGCCGCUGUGAAGCCAGGCCGGCUGAUCCAGAUCACGGUCCGCUACACCACCACGGACGGCCCAGCGAUCUGGUGGCUGGACUCUGAGCUGACCUGUGGUCAGUCCCGUCCUCUGGUCUUCACUCAGGGCCACUCGGUGUGCAACCGCUCCUUCUUCCCCUGCUUCGACACGCCGGCUGUGAAGAGCACGUACACGGCCACCGUGAGGGUUCCAGAAGGAGUGACUGUUCUGAUGAGUGCGUCUCUGAGCUCCUAUUCUACGCCGGACCGGGUCUUCCAGUUCUCCAUGGAGUUCCCUGUCCCCUCAUACCUGGUGGCCCUGGUGGCCGGGGAGCUGCAGCACGUGGACGUUGGCCCGCGGAGCCGUGUGUGGGCGGAGCCUUGUCUGCUCUCGUGUGCGGUGAAGAAGCUGGGGGGCAGCGUGGAGCGCUGGCUGGGUGUAGCAGAGGAGCUGUUUGGACCCUACCUUUGGGGCAGGUGUGACAUCGUGUUCCUGCCCCCCUCCUUCCCCAUCGUUGCCAUGGAGAACCCCUGCCUCACCUUCAUUAUAGCCUCCAUCUUGGAAAGCAGCGAGUUCCUGCUGAUCGACGUUGUGCAUGAGAUUGCUCACGGCUGGUUUGGCAACGCCGUCACCAACGCCACGUGGGAGGAGAUGUGGCUGAGUGAGGGCCUGGCCACCUACGCCCAAAGACGCAUCACCACCGAGGCCUAUGGUAAGAGUACUACCAGUACUACUCUUAGUACUACCUACGCCCAAAGACGCAUCACCACCGAGGCCUAUGGUAAGAGUACUACCAGUACUACUCUUAGUACUACCUACGCCCAAAGACGCAUCACCACCGAGGCCUAUGGUAAGAGUACUACCAGUACUACUCUUAGUACUACCUACGCCCAAAGACGCAUCACCACCGAGGCCUAUGGUAAGAGUACUACCAGUACUACUCUUAGUACUACCUACGCCCAAAGACGCAUCACCACCGAGGCCUAUGGUAAGAGUACUACCAGUACUACUCUUAGUACUACCUACGCCCAAAGACGCAUCACCACCGAGGCCUAUGGUAAGAGUACUACCAGUACUACUCUUAGUACUACCUACGCCCAAAGACGCAUCACCACCGAGGCCUAUGGUAAGAGUACUACCAGUACUACUCUUAGUACUACCUACGCCCAAAGACGCAUCACCACGGAGGCCUAUGGGAAGAGUACUACCAGUACUACUCUUAGUACUACCUACGCCCAAAGACGCAUCACCACCGAGGCCUAUGGUGAGGCGUUCACCUGUUUGGAGACUGCCGUACGAUUGGACGCUCUACACAAACAGCUCCGUCUCCUUGGAGACAACAACCCUGUUAGUAAGCUGCAGGUCAAGUUUGAGCCAGGAGUGAACCCCAGCUCUCUGAUGAAUCUCUUUACAUAUGAGAAAGGAUUCUGUUUUGUUUCUUAUCUUUCUGAGCUGAGUGGAGACGUGAGACGCUUCGACUGCUUCCUCAGGGACUACAUCUCAGAGUUUAAGUUUCAGAGCGUCGUGGCUCAGGACCUCAUCGAUUACUUCCUGCAGUACUUCCCUCAGCUGAUGGACGUCUCCCACAGAGAAGGUCUGGAGUUCGAGCGCUGGCUCAACGGGUCAGGACCCCCCCUGUUUGAGCCAGACUUGUCCGCGGCGGGGGCUCUGACCCAGCCCGUCCAGGACCUGUGUGACCUGUGGAGGGGCUGCCAGUCCCCCGACCCACAAGCCCUGGUGUCCUUUGACCUCUCAGCCUGGAGCACCUUUCAGAUCGUCCUGUUCCUUGACCGCAUGCUGGACCAGACGCCGCUGCCACGAGAUGUGAUGACCCGUCUGUCUGCAUGUUACGCGUCUGUCUUUGAUGGACUGAAUGCUGAGGUUCAGAUCCGCUGGCUUCAGAUGGUUGUGAGGAACUCCUUCCACCCCGAGCUGCCUCGAGUCCGAGCCUUCCUCCACAAGCACACGUCCAGGAUGUACACCGUGCCGCUGUAUGACGACCUGGUUGCCGGGGUGAUGAAGUGUGUUGCCGUGGAGGUUUUCAACCAGACUCAGCGGCGCCUACAUCCGAACCUCAGACGCACGUUACAGCAGAUCCUCUUCCAGACCAGCAGCGCCUCGACCAAUCAGAACGUCCCCAUUCUGUCCGCCGUGCCCCCCUCCGCCUCUUCCUCCCCCUUCUCGCAGCAAGUUGCCACGGCAGCCUCUGCUGGGACGACCGCCGCCAUUGCUCUGCGAGACGUCAACGUCUCCGCUUGAAGUUCAACGGCGCUGAGACUGGUCAUGUGACUGAUCAGGUUUUAAUGGACACCAGCUACAGCUCAAGUCAGACACAUCAUCAUGGACGAAUCCUCUGACUGGACGGCUCGUUCUGAUUGGAUGUCUGUUUUUGAGAGAGAUGUCAUCUUCAUCACUGUGAAGAACACUUUAUUUAUUGAUGUAUUACUUAAUGAUCUCAGAUAUUUGAACAAUUCUGCUUUAUUGACCUUUUUAACUGUUUGUUGGACAAAGUGUCAGAAGGGACUAGAACAUCAGCGAAGAAGUAAACUGCUCAGAUCAGUUCCCCCCCGAGGUCCAUCUUCAACUUCUACCUCCUGGUGCUGACUGAAGCCUGCAGACCUCGACUCCACAGCGACCCACCGAUUCUAGAAAGACUUCCACCAGAGUGGCCUUAACGCUGCAUUCACUGCCACCGGGAACUCUCACCUCCAGCAGCAAUAAGUUAUCUACGCUUUGAUCAGGAACCGCUCAAUAAACAAAUCAACGUUGUAUUUAUAUAUUUUCCGCACAAAUUAUUUGAAGCUGUAAUGUCUGACAGUUUGUAGCUGUCAGUGAAUGCCUGUUGUCAUGAAUGUUGGACUACAAAUAAACCAUUUGAACUACAAA